AUGCAAGCUACUCUUCGAGCCCCAAACCUCUUUAUCACUUUCUUUCUUAUUCUUCUUGCUGUCGUGCAGCCUCUCCUUGCUGCCCCGGUUGAGAUUACUAAAGACACUCAAUGCAGUGGAGGCAAGGAGUGCAUUAAGGAAGCCGACAGUAUCAAGCUUCAUGCUGCGAAUACGGUCAGGUCUAAGUACAUACCACGAAGUGUCCCGACGACCAAUGCCAGGAAAUUGAAGAAGCGCUCUCAAUUGGCUGCUCAGUUGAAAAAGAGAGCAGUUCUAGCUCGUGCUCGGAAAUAG
Messenger RNA from Orbilia oligospora ATCC 24927, 294 nucleotides. RefSeq lists its product as uncharacterized. NCBI's taxonomy places the organism in Eukaryota, Fungi, Ascomycota, Orbiliomycetes, Orbiliales, Orbiliaceae. Bases 1 to 294 code for a protein of 97 amino acids. The record is from RefSeq and is a predicted model, not a curated record. The transcript has a single exon.